Messenger RNA from Aspergillus puulaauensis, 630 nucleotides. RefSeq names its product DNL-type zinc finger protein. The transcript has a single exon. Gene Ontology annotation, biological process: protein import into mitochondrial matrix; protein folding; protein stabilization. The record is from RefSeq and is a predicted model, not a curated record. Gene Ontology annotation, cellular component: mitochondrion. NCBI's taxonomy places the organism in Eukaryota, Fungi, Ascomycota, Eurotiomycetes, Eurotiales, Aspergillaceae. The coding region runs from base 1 to 630 and encodes 209 amino acids. Gene Ontology annotation, molecular function: zinc ion binding; protein-folding chaperone binding.
AUGCACCAGUCUCUACGCGUUUCACAAGGCCUCCGUGCCGCUCACAGAGCCUUUCCUCGGCUCUCUGUCCCCGGGGGAGCUCCUCGUCUCUAUUCUCAGCUCAGUUGCCACCAUCGACCAUCGCUUCUGCGAAGCCUCCCAAGCCGCAGCAGAAUUGCCAUCCCCUCAAUCAACAUCCGCUACAAUUCUAGCUCGUCCGAUUCGUCCGGCUCGUCCGAUUCAUCCGACUCUUCCACAUCCAAUUCCGCUCCUCUUACCGAUCGCCAGUCCAACCCUAAAACAGACGCCGAGAACGCAGAGCAGAACCGAUUACGCCGGGAGCAAGAGCCCGCGUACCGACUCACAUUCACAUGCAGGCCGUGUGGAGAGCGUUCCUCGCAUCGUGUAUCAAAGCAUGGAUACCACCGUGGCACCACCCUGAUUCGCUGCCCGAGCUGUGAAAACCGCCAUGUUAUCAGCGAUCACCUCGGUAUCUUCUUCGAUCGGAAAAGGACGUUGGAAGAUCUACUGGAAGAACGUGGUCAGUCUAUUACGCGUGGAGAACUCCAGGGGGAUAUGGAGUUCUGGGAUGAUGGGACUGUGACUCGGAAAGAAUAUGACAAUGAUACGCACCAGGCGAGAAUUAUCUAA